Molecule: messenger RNA, 509 nt
Organism: Nematolebias whitei (Rio pearlfish)
Lineage: Eukaryota; Metazoa; Chordata; Actinopteri; Cyprinodontiformes; Rivulidae
Product: zinc finger HIT domain-containing protein 3
Biological process (GO): snoRNA localization; box C/D snoRNP assembly; maturation of LSU-rRNA from tricistronic rRNA transcript (SSU-rRNA, 5.8S rRNA, LSU-rRNA)
Cellular component (GO): pre-snoRNP complex; nucleus
Molecular function (GO): protein binding
Source: RefSeq, a predicted model, not a curated record
UUGCUCGCUUGGCUGUUACAAGAAGCAUAAAGACCUUUGUGCUCCUGAUGAGAAGCCUGCUUCACUCAAUCCUGGAUCUAAAGAUGCUGACAACCCAGUUUCUGCAGAAGCAUGGAGUGUUCAUGACCUUCUGCAGGAAGCGGACAUCAUAGACAAGGUGCCACUGCAGAGGCUCCAGUUAUUGGGUCAAUCAAAAGAGCUCAGAGAUCUUCUUUGCAACCCCCACCUGAGGCGAUUACUGCGUUCUGUUGACAGCGCAGAGAGCAAAGCUGAGGCGAUGAAGGCUGCCAUGCAGGAGCCUCUGUUUGUAGAGUUUUCAGAUCAGUGUUUAACAGUAGUUGAAAAGGAAACAAAUGGGUUUACAUCUGAUAAUGAUUGUGAUUUGUAAAUGUUUGUAUUUCUUUGGUAGUUGACCACACAUGUCAUGCAUGUACAUAUGUUUCUGUUGAACCGUGUUUGUGUCAGAUGUUCAAAUAAAUGCUUAAACCAUUUUCAACAAAUUCUUCAAC